GUCCAAAUCUGGUUUUGAACUCCUUUGCGCAGUCCUCAUCAUCUCUUACCUAGCUUGCUACUUUUCUGACCCGGUCUCAGUGUCUUGCGCUUUUACUCUAUAUGAGUAAAUAUAGGACUCUCCCCUUUUCCGGAGACUCUGGUUGUUCUCUUCAGCUGGCAAUACCCGGGCUUGGAAGGGCUUGGCCCUGGAUCAAAGGCUCUCCCGGAACUUUCAGAAAGCUUCAUUUUCCUCGAGUCGACCGCUAUCGCCCCUUGCGCACAUGGAUUAUCCUAAGCAAAGGCUAGUAAGUACUUGGUAUGGACUCUAUCCAGACGCGUUCUAUCAGGACCAAGAUGCUGGCGAACCCCUCUUGUUUCAGAUCUCUAGGCCCGAUUUCUUGCGCCUCACGUGGCUAACCGUCGAAGGAGGCUCGCUUAUUUCUUCCUUUCUUCCUUCCUCCUUUCCCCACCAACAAUGCUCUCCAUCCUUCUCCUCCUCCCUGCUGUCGCUCUCGCCCUGACCAUCUCUACCCCUGACCAACCAGUCGUCUCUGCCGCGAAUCUCACCAUCAAGUGGAACGCCGCGUACGUCGACGAAGCACUAUUCACCGUGGAGCUCAUCAACGCUGCCUUCAAUCGUCAGUAUGCUAUCGCGAACAAUGUAAAUUCGGGGUAUGGAGGUUCGGAGUUGACGGUCCUGUUGCCUGCGGUCUUGCCUGGGGCUGGAUUCACGCUCCAGUUGGUGAACCCGGGGAAUAUUAACGACGUAUAUGCCGAGUCGGGACAGUUUACGGUCGUGGAUGCUUCGUCGACGACGACUGGUACGGGCUCGAUAGACGCGUCGGGAUCGACUACGAGUACGAGUGCUAGCACGACAACCUCUACGACUCGCAGUUCGUCGAGCACCAGCUUUGGCGUCACCCACUCCAAUACUAUUACCGGCAGCAGCACCUCGUCUGUUACCUCUUCCUCUCCUUCGACUUCAAGCACGUUCAUUCCACAAUCCUUCAAUGCCGCUGCUCGUUCAGCCGCCGAUAUGGGUAUCGCUGGAGCCUUGGCCGCGGUGUUGGGGUGUAUCAUUGCGUUGUAAUUUUUGAACCACUUUUGCUCCUCUCCUUUUGAAUAUCCACACUCGUUUCUGACAUCGCUGCACGCGCGCAUAUAGUCAUGUA
This is a messenger RNA of Desarmillaria tabescens, 1153 nucleotides long. RefSeq lists its product as uncharacterized. The transcript is spliced from 4 exons. NCBI's taxonomy places the organism in Eukaryota, Fungi, Basidiomycota, Agaricomycetes, Agaricales, Physalacriaceae. The coding region runs from base 457 to 1071 and encodes 204 amino acids. The record is from RefSeq and is a predicted model, not a curated record.